CAGGGAGGCCGUGAAACAUUGGGUAUCUCCUAAAACUGAACCGCAGUGCCCACUGCAGGGUAGAUGUGGCCGACACCAUGAGUGUGAAAGCCUUUGAGCUGGUGCCCGCCGUGGAGCGGGACCAGUUGAUGGGCGACAAAGCUCGUAUCAACAUCGAGUGUGUGGAGUGUUGUGGGAAGCACCUCUACGUGGGUACAAACGACUGUUUCAUCUACCACUUCCUCUUGGAGGAGCAGACCAGCGCCAAGGGUCGACCGGCCUACGUCACCCAAAAGCUCCUUCACAAGUACCUGGGUCUGAAGAAGCCAGUCGUGGAGCUGAGGGCGGCGUCCGCUCUGGAGCGCCUCAUCAUCCUCUGCGACGGCACCAUCACUGUGGUCGACAUGGUCACCCUGGAGACCGUCCCGGUGGGCGGGGCCAAGAUCAAAGGCGUGGCAGCCUUCUGCGUCAAUGAGAACCCGGUGACGGGCGACCCGUUCUGCGUGGAGAUGGCGGUGGUGUCGUCGCGGCGACGCGCCGUCCAGAUCUUCUCCGUGCACGAGGACCGCGUGCAGAUGCUGAAGGAGGUGGCCACGCCGGAGCAGCCCGUCGCCGUCAGUCUGGACGGAUACUUCCUCUGCCUGGCGCUUCCGGCACAGUACAUGAUCCUAAACUACAAGACGGGCGCCUCCCAGGAUCUUUUCCCUUACGACUGCGAGGAGAGAAAACCCAUCGUCAAGAGGAUCGGACGUGAGGAGUUUCUCCUGGCUGCACCAGGAGGUCUCGGAAUGUUCGCCAACGCGGAGGGCAUUUCCCAGCGUGCUCCGGUGAAGUGGUCGGAGAGCGUGAUCGCGGCGGCCGUCUGCUACCCGUACGUGGUGGCCCUGGACGAGGGCUUUGUGACGGUGCACAGCAUGCUGGACCAGCAGCUCAAACAGACCCUGGCCUUCAGAGACGGGCACCUCCUGCAGGACUUCGAAGGGAAGGUGGUGUUGGCCUCCACCAAGGCGGUGUACGUGCUGGUGCCCAUGCCACUGGAGCGACAGAUCCAGGACCUGCUGGCGGGACACCGAGUGGAGGAGGCUUUGAUCCUGACCGAGGGGGCGCAGAGAAACAUUCCCAAAGACAAGUUCCAGAUAUUGCACAGACGAAUUCUCCAGCAGGCGGGAUUCGUCCAGUUCGGACAGCUUCAGUUUUUAGAGGCAAAGGAACAUUUCAGGAAGGGUCAGCUGGACGUGCGGGAGUUGAUCUCGCUCUACCCGCUGCUGCUGCCGGCCUCGUCCUCCUUCACGCGAUGCCACCCGCCGCUCCACGAGUUCGCCGACCUUAACCACCUGGCGCAGGGCGACCCGGAGAAGGUCCAGCGCUGCAAACGGUUUCUCAUCAGCUACCUGCGCGAGGAGCGGACCAGCGACGGGGUGAACGGCUUUCGCGAGGACGUGGACACGGCUCUGCUGAAGCUCUACGCCGAGCUGGGGCACGAGAGCCUGCUCGACCUGUUGGCGUCGGAGAACGCCUGCCUGCUUUCCGACUGCGCCCCCUGGCUAGAGAAACACCAAAAGUACUUCGCUCUGGGACUGCUUUACCACUACAACAGCCAGGAUGCUGCUGCACUACAGCUCUGGGUGCGGGUGGUCAACGGAGACCUCCAGGACUCGACGCGUUCCGAUCUGUUUGAGUACGUGGUGGACUUCCUAAGUUUCUGCCCCAAACCGGACCUGGUCUGGAAAUACGCUGACUGGGCGCUACAGAAGGAUCAGAAGAUUGGGGUGCAGAUUUUCACUAAGAGACCGAUCUCUGAUGACGAGACCGCGGGGAAACUGAACCCAGACGACGUGAUCACGUACCUGCAGAAACACAGCCAAGCUCUGCUUCUUUAUCUGGAACAUCUAGUGUUGGACCAGAGAGUACAGAAGGAGAAGUUCCACACACACUUGGCGGUGUUGUACACAGAUCGAGUUCUAUCUCUGAUCUCUCGCUCCACGGCCACUGAGGAGCAGCUCUCCUCAGCCCGGGAGAAACUCCAACGACUGCUCAGAGAAUCACACCUGUACAGAGUCCAGCUCAUACUAGGUAAAAUUCAGGACUCGGACGUGCUGCUUUUGGAGAGAGCCACACUACACGGGAAACUAGAGGAGCAUGAGACGGCGUUGCACAUCCUGGUGCACCAGUUAAAAGAUUCCCCCGCGGCCGAGGACUACUGCUCGUGGGCCUCUGCGUCACAUGACCACACGUACAGACAGCGACUCUUCCACUUGCUGCUGGGCGUGUACCUGGACCCGGACGUCCCGGGGGGCCCGCAGACGGUGGCCGCCGUGGACCUCCUCAAUCGCCACGCCGACACCUUCGACGCCGUGCGCGUGCUGGAGCUCCUCCCCGACACGUGGUCCCUACCUUUGCUCCGCCCCUUCCUGUGCGGCGCGCUGAGGGCCAGCGUGCACGCCAGCCGUACCUCCCAGGUCGCACUGGGGCUGGCCCGCGCCGAGAACCUGCAGCUGCAGCACGACAGGCUGAAGUACCGGGGCGGUCCGAUCUUCGUGUCGGAGAAGAAAGGAUGCCGCCUGUGUCACAGCACGUUCAGCGACCCGGAUUGCGUGUGCCUGCCAGGUGGCACACCCGUCCACACACACUGUGCCACGCAGAGGAUCCGAGACUCGCCCACAAAACGCCGGCUGGACCAUGCCAGCAACCACACGUGAACCUAAACACACCUGCCCCUCCCAGACACAAAAAAACAAAAACCCUCCUGAUUGGCCCUCAGGAGACAGCGGGCGGGCACUGAGACUGCUGCUUAAGUUAUGAUUUGUAAGAGCACAGGAAAAGGGUACAGGCUAAUGUGAGCGUGGUGGAGGUUUAUUCUGGUUGAAGCCAGUGUUGAACCUGCAGUAAAACAAGAUCGUUUGCUGCUGCCUGGACCACUGCUACACAAACCUGUGUGUGUGUGUGUCUGUGUGUGUGUGUGUGUGAGAGAGAGAGAGAGAGAGAGAGAGAGAGAGAGAUGAGACUGUGGGUGUGCAUGAAUUUAUUUAUUCCUGUGACUCUCAAGUAUUCAGAGCAGGAGAAAACAUCCGGGACUGUGACAACAGAUUUUUUUUUUUUUAAGUGAGCGACAAAACAAAACAUAACCAUCACCAUCGUCAUAAUCAUCAUCAUCAUCAUUAUAUUUGUCGUCUGCGUCGUCUUUAUCCAACCCAUCCGUAAAUGAACCAGCGGUGUCGAUGGGAAGUCUUGGAAUCUGGGAGAGAGACGAUCUAGCUGGUUUGUCUCUGGGUUCUCUUCUUUUAAACGUCAAUUGUAUGAACAGUGGAACAGCGUGUGUUAAAAAAAAACAAAACGUAUGGAUAUUCUCCCAACCCUGUCAACUCCAACCCGCACAUCGAAAGGCUGACAAACGUGACUUUCUGAGAGCUUCUAUAACAUUUAUAACCGCUUGUUUUGUGUGACAACUGUUGGAGAGCCGAGACAGCGUCUUCGUCUGAUAAAGGGAGGACGCAUUACGGCAAAAUUCAGCUCACGUGGACGCUAAAUGGCUAACCGUGUCAUGCUACGGUUCAGUAUUAGGUUUUGUGAGUUAGCGUGUCUCCCCUCCUCACUCAUACGCAGGGUGUCAAUACCGAUAUUAAAAACCCGUUUUUGACACCUUUAUGUCAGUCUUAGGCAGAGAGGUGACGGGACUAAUCGCAGAUGUAUGUCCAAUGUUAGUUUAUCCUAAGAAAAAAACAUUUGUGCAUUACAUGGAAGACUUUGGUUGUGAUGCUAAUGUUUACGUCAGUGUAACACCAAAGGAGAUCUAAUG
Molecule: messenger RNA, 3775 nt
Organism: Chanos chanos (milkfish)
Lineage: Eukaryota; Metazoa; Chordata; Actinopteri; Gonorynchiformes; Chanidae
Gene: tgfbrap1
Product: transforming growth factor, beta receptor associated protein 1
Exons: 12
Coding region: 78-2678 (866 amino acids)
Biological process (GO): endosomal vesicle fusion; autophagy; intracellular protein transport
Cellular component (GO): membrane; cytoplasm
Molecular function (GO): protein binding
Source: RefSeq, a predicted model, not a curated record